This is a messenger RNA of Ostreococcus lucimarinus CCE9901, 1542 nucleotides long. RefSeq lists its product with no specific name. The transcript has a single exon. The record is from RefSeq and is a predicted model, not a curated record. The coding region runs from base 10 to 1542 and encodes 510 amino acids. Lineage: Eukaryota; Viridiplantae; Chlorophyta; Mamiellophyceae; Mamiellales; Bathycoccaceae.
CGGCUCUCGAUGUCACGCGCGAACGCGAACGCGAUCGCGAACGCGAAAGCGCGCGAUGUUGACGCCGGCACGUCCCGCGCACGCGCGCUCGAGGCGACGCUCGAAAGUGCGCGCGACGCCGUCGCGACGACGUCCGAUGGUGUUACCGCGUUCGCGGAGGCGUCGAUCGUGAACUCGCGCGAUGUGAGCGACGUGCGGGCGAGAGAAACGAAAGAACACGAGCGUGAGAGCGCGCGCGAGGCGUCCGCGGCGAUUGUUCGCCGUCCGACGCCGACUGGUAAGGUGGACGUGUCCAGGCAAGAGAUGCUCGAAGCGUUGGCUCGAGAGUUGGACGAGACCGAGUCGCUGCUCGGGACGACGAAACGAACCACAGAGGGCGAACGAGCGAUGAGCGUGGCUUCUUUGUUCGCUGGUGGCGAGCGAUACGUCGCCGCGACGUCGUUCGCGACCACGUCGCGGCGCGAGGAGGCGCGAGGAGGCGCCGAAGCCGCGCCAAGCGAAACGCUGGGGCGCGAGUCUCGGCGAUGGGUUCAGCCACUGAAACGCGCGAGAUGGAGCGCAAUAACGAUGGUCAUGUGUGCGUGUGCGUGCGUGGCCGCACUGAUGUUUGCUGGUGAGACGCCACAGGCGCGCGCGAGACGACACAUACAUCUGAGCUCGCUCUCAGACAUGCUGUGCGAAGUGGCGUUCACCCCCGCGAUCGCGGAAGCAUCGAAUGACACCCCUAUCAAUCGCGUCAUCGCCGCCACGGAUCAAAUUUAUAUAUUGACGACGCAGAAUUGCGCGUCCGUAAACACCACGAUUCGCGUGCCGAAAGAAUUUGAAGGCAAGGCGACAUGCGUGAGCGGCAAGGUGCUGGACAGGUGCACGGCUGCGUCGACGGGCGUUUGGUACAAAUCUCAUUACACCCGCGUGUCCAUGUCGCACGGGAUGAUCGCGAAGCACGCGAAGGAAAACGGAUUUGAGCAUAUUACCGUCAUGGAGGAGGAUGCUGUAGUCAACGCCGACGUCGAGGUACAUUCCGAGACCGAAGCUGACCUCUUGACGCUCAUCGGCGGCGAAUUCGAAGGCGAGUCGGCGAGUUUGGGGCGCGUGAAGCUCGGCUCGGGUGGCGGAGGACCGCCGGCGUGGAAAUUGAUUCGUCCGUCGGUGCGGCCGCACUUAUUUGAAAAGUUUGAGAUUAAAAAGUCAUCGACUGGUGGGAUGGUGGAAGUCACCACAGCCACUCGCGACGAUUUGGUGUGCCCGACGCAGUGUCACUGCGUCAACACGCGCGCCGAGGGGCAACUGUGUCGCCUAAACGCCGGUGGGUGCGAUUUGAGGUCGAGCGACAUGUAUUUGCUGCAUAACACAGCGUACGAUGAGUUGAUCUCCGUGUUGUUCACUGGAACGGACGACACCAUCAUCGACCACUACGUCUUACAAAACGUAGACUCGGCGUGGCUCGUGCACCCAUCCAUCACGACGCAAGCAAAGUUGGACAUCGACCGCGCGUUGCAGCACCGAGUGCAGGAAUUAUUCGAAGAGAAGUGCGUGCGAUAA